Molecule: messenger RNA, 1595 nt
Organism: Telopea speciosissima
Lineage: Eukaryota; Viridiplantae; Streptophyta; Magnoliopsida; Proteales; Proteaceae
Product: AP2-like ethylene-responsive transcription factor PLT2
Exons: 10
Coding region: 292-1506 (404 amino acids)
Biological process (GO): regulation of DNA-templated transcription
Molecular function (GO): DNA-binding transcription factor activity; DNA binding
Source: RefSeq, a predicted model, not a curated record
GCAGUUUGAUGAAAAUCCGGUUGGAUUUUAUAUUGCUUUUAUUCUCAAUUUAGAUUGAUUUGACCAUAUCUAUAAUGAACAUUUUCCUGAGUAAUUUACACAAGGGAGGGCACGUUAUGAAAUAAAAAAAGCACCUAAGUGACUACUUUCCUAGUUCGUCUAUGAAGAUUCCAAUGAGUAUGUCGACCAAUUGACAUCAACAUUGGGGGGAACUUUAGAAGAGCUCCUCAAAUUGCUGCUCAGUUGUCAGCUAUUUUUGGUGUAGAGAAUGAACUGACCUUUCGAAGUGAAAUGUCCGAUAUAACUGAAGCUUCCUCCGGGAGGAACUCUGACAAUUUUCCUUCAAACAAUGCUCUACCUCAUUCUAGCUCUCAUGGGCCUGCAUCCGCAAAUGAAAUAACAUCUGGACACCAACAUUUGCCUCGGGAAGACAAGGAGAAUUCACAUUCAAAUGAUACUCGGUUAAUACUUCUAACCUGCUCUGUGAGUUGUCUGCCAUCAAACAACAGUGACAAUCACUUGUCAGAAAGGACAGGAGAGAGUCCAGAGAAGACUACUGUUGUUGAUUCUACUCCUAAAAUCUCAGGCAAAAAAUUUAGUCAACAUCUUACUUAUUGCGGCAUUAACAGAGGCAAAUGUAAUGGGGGAUGUGUAACUCUAUUGGAUGAGAACUUACAUUCUUCGGAGCCGAAGUCAAUCAGAAAUUCUGGCCAAAACAAAUUGACCUAUCGUGGAGUUACAAGACACAGAUGGACUCGGAAAUAUGAAGCACACAUUUGGGAUGGAAGUCAAAUUACUGAAGGUCAUAAACGGAAAGGAAAACACGUAUAUCUCGGUGGCUAUGAAUCUGAGGCAGAAGCUGCACGGGCAUAUGACCUCACAGCUCUCAAAUACUGGGGGCCAAAGGCAAUGACCAAAUUGAACUUCCCUAUCAUUUUCUAUGAGAAAGAACUUGAGGAGAUGGAGAGUAUGUCCCGUGAGGAGUUUGUGACAUCUCUUAGAAGGAAAAGUAUCUGUUUCACAAGAGGUUCUUCUGCUUACAGAGGAGUGACAAGACAUCGUGAUGGGCGGUGGCAAGCACGAAUUAAAGUGGCUUCUAGCAAAAAAGACACUUACCUGGGAACGUUUAGUACUGAGGAAGAAGCUGCCCAGGCCUAUGAUGCUGCUGCUGUCAAAUUUCGAGGCAUGAAGGCCCUAACAAACUUUGACAUAAGUAACUACUUAGAGGAAGGUUCAAAAGAUCUGGAAGGCUUCUCUCAGCCAAAAAGAUUGAGGUACAGUGAUAAGUUUGUUAUCCAGACAGCUUGCAUGCCUGAUUCUGAUCCCGAACCAGAUGAAAGCUCCCGGAGAACUAUGACUCCACUAAAUCUUCCUGAACAUCCUACAGUGGCAGUGAUGCCUUCAGUUUCCCAAUCUGUUUCUCAGGCAGAGGAAAGCAUCAGCAGACCCAUAAUAUCAUCAAUUCUGCCUGAACAUCCCACUCCUGUGGCACUGAUACCAAACUAAAUGACAGACACCUCUUUUGUGGAACUUGAUUUCAAAAUAUUAUAGUCAAUGUUAUUGUACUUUGUACUAAUUGCAGUUGCUAGCUUUUU